CGCCUCUGCGACUGGUACACUGAAGGUCUCUUUCCGUCUUUCGUGAACAUUGAGCGUUGCCAAACGCUGCCAUACGCACGCUCACCUUCAGUAUAUAAGGAAGAGUUGCGCUACCGUGCCGACGCCAGUUGAAGGAAGACUGCCAGAAAUCUCUCCAGGAUGUCUAUCACCAAGAUUUUUGCCCGCUCCAUCUUUGACUCCCGUGGUAACCCCACGGUUGAGGUAGACUUGUACACAGCUAAGGGCUUGUUCCGUGCAGCUGUUCCCUCUGGAGCAUCAACUGGCGUACAUGAGGCCUUGGAAAUGCGUGAUGGAGACAAGUCAAAAUACCAUGGAAAGUCUGUAUUUAAUGCAGUCAACAAUGUAAACAAAACCAUUGCUCCAGAACUGAUCAAGAGUGGCCUCAAAGUUACUCAGCAAAAGGAAUGUGAUGAAUUCAUGUGCAAGCUGGACGGAACUGAAAACAAGAGCCGCUUUGGUGCCAAUGCUAUCCUUGGAGUCUCACUGGCUAUCUGCAAGGCUGGUGCUGCAGAACUCAGCAUUCCUCUUUACAGGCACAUUGCAAACCUGGCCAACUAUCCUGAUGUAAUCCUUCCUGUUCCUGCUUUCAACGUAAUCAAUGGUGGAUCACAUGCAGGUAACAAACUGGCCAUGCAGGAAUUCAUGAUUCUCCCCACUGGUGCAAGCAGCUUCACUGAAGCCAUGCGUAUGGGAUCUGAAGUUUACCAUCACCUAAAGUCUGUCAUCAAGGGUCGUUUUGGAUUGGAUGCUACUGCUGUUGGUGAUGAAGGUGGUUUUGCACCAAACAUCCUUAACAACAAGGAUGCUCUGAACCUUAUUCAGGAAGCUAUUGAGAAGGCUGGCUACACUGGCAAGAUUGAAAUUGGCAUGGAUGUUGCUGCUUCUGAAUUCUACAAGGGAGCCAAUACCUACGAUCUUGACUUCAAGACCCAGAACAAUGACGGUUCUCAGAAAAUUUCUGGUGACCAGCUAAGGGAUCUUUAUUCCGAGUUCUGCAAUGAAUUCCCCAUUAUUUCCAUUGAAGAUCCAUUUGAUCAGGAUGACUGGGAAAACUGGACCAAGAUGACUGCUGGUACCUCCAUCCAGAUUGUUGGUGACGACUUGACUGUCACAAACCCCAAGCGCAUUCAGACUGCUGUGGAGAAGAAAGCUUGCAACUGUCUCUUGCUUAAGGUCAACCAAAUUGGCUCGGUCACAGAGUCCAUCAAGGCCCACCUGCUAGCCAAGGAGAAUGGCUGGGGCACCAUGGUCUCUCACAGAUCAGGUGAAACUGAGGACUGCUUCAUUGCUGAUUUGGUUGUUGGCUUGUGCACAGGACAGAUUAAAACUGGUGCUCCUUGCCGUUCUGAACGCUUAGCAAAGUACAACCAGAUUCUUCGUAUUGAAGAGGAACUUGGAUCAAAUGCAAAGUAUGCUGGCAAGACCUUCAGGAAGCCCUGCUAGAUGUACUAGUUGAAGAAUUGAUAAGAAGUGUUGAGGGUUGUUAAGCAACCAACAUUUCUUCCAGGAUGUAAACUUUUGAAUAGGCGUGUGAAUGUUGUCAUCUAGCGUAUGUGAAAGUUUAGUUUUUUAUUUCCUGGUACGUAUAUUUUUUACGCCAACACUGUCGGUUUUGAGUUUGUUUUAUAAAGCACUUAUUUUGUAAAAAAUUAUUGUAAAAUGAAAGCCAGAAAGUUUUUGUAUUCACACAUUCAGGACACUGUAAAUUUUGACAUGAUUGAGCCAGUUUACAUUUAACUAGAUCAUUCUAGAUGUGAAUCUGUGGUUGGUUGUGGCUUGCAUGUGUUGAUAGGACCAUCUGUGUUUUAACUAGUCAUGUCCCCGGUUAUAGAUCUUGAUCUCUGUUGUAGUGUCAUAUUUUGGCUAUUGGAGACUAUAUUAUUCUAUGCUACUAUGCUAAAGUUAUGCAUUACAACUUGCCCCAAAUCCCAAGUAUUAUUUAUACAAGGGACAUUAAAAUUUAAAGGUAAA
Messenger RNA from Macrobrachium nipponense, 1992 nucleotides. It is a transcript of the gene Eno, whose product is annotated as enolase. The transcript has 6 exons. Bases 160 to 1464 code for a protein of 434 amino acids. Gene Ontology annotation, cellular component: phosphopyruvate hydratase complex. Lineage: Eukaryota; Metazoa; Arthropoda; Malacostraca; Decapoda; Palaemonidae. Gene Ontology annotation, molecular function: phosphopyruvate hydratase activity; magnesium ion binding. Gene Ontology annotation, biological process: glycolytic process. The record is from RefSeq and is a predicted model, not a curated record.